Ostertagia ostertagi is the source of this 282-nucleotide messenger RNA. The record is from the annotation of a GenBank genome assembly. NCBI's taxonomy places the organism in Eukaryota, Metazoa, Nematoda, Chromadorea, Rhabditida, Trichostrongylidae.
AUGGGUGCUAGCGAGUAUUGGGUGGAUUCGUUGGUGGAGAGUCUCUCGCUUCUGUGGAAUAUUUCAGCAUUUAAAGAGGAAAAUCCUAAAUGGCAGAUUGCUCCUUCCAUGAGCAAGCAAAGAGGUGGAGCCGGUGUCGCUGUUCUCAACGGCUUGCUCUACGCUGCUGGCGGCCGUUGUGGGGAGACCUAUUUGAGCUGCAUUGAGAGCAACGCAUGCGACCAGUUCUACAUGAAAAAAUUUCUUUCGAAGAAAUCGAGAAAUAACAUGUACUACGCAUAG